Messenger RNA from Drosophila takahashii, 380 nucleotides. RefSeq lists its product as uncharacterized. The record is from RefSeq and is a predicted model, not a curated record. Lineage: Eukaryota; Metazoa; Arthropoda; Insecta; Diptera; Drosophilidae.
UCCGUCAUUUCCCAUUCAUUUGUCAGCAGUUAAUAAUUUUGUUUUGCAAAAUUGUUCAGUUAACUCCCGUCGUAAUGGCCGGUCGUCUGCUUAGUAUCCUGAAUCUGGGCGAAAACAUCCUGCCCAAAUGCAAGCUGCUCCAUCAAUCUUUAUAUUGUUCGAGGGGAAUGGCUAAGAAGAAGGACCAAAGCCAUGGCACCGAGAAGGGCAAGAAGACCUGUGGAAAGACCCAGUUCUUUGGCGGCUGCUUCAAGAAAUCGGAACCUUUUAGGAGGGAGAACAAGAAGGAGAAAAGCAAACGCUGUCGGGAUCCCUGCAUAGAUGGACCUUGCCGGCCUGAGAAAUAGAUUUCUUUCGGAUUCAUAAAAACUGCAAUCACU